GAUAAACAGAGCACGCCACGGCAGUAGGACGGAAAAUGUAAGUGAUUCAGAUUGUAGGGGAAUUUGUGUGAUUUGCGAUGUCACAAGCUAAUCAGGUAGACUGCCCGAUUUGUGGAAGCUUUUUCUCGGCUUCUUCCGUGAAUGAGCAUGUAAAUAAGUGCCUGAAUGCGAAGGAAGCUUCACCACCGAACGAGAAGCGAUGUACACCACCUGGAACGAAGAGCCGACAUGAUUGUAGGAACAGCCCUCCUCUGGGAAAAGGUAGUUUAUUGCAAAGAUCGUCUGGUUUCUUUGGCAAAAGGAGUGAAAGAAAAGUUAAUAACUCACUGAUGACAAGUCCUGCGACGGGUACUCUAAAAAGAAGCUUAUCCAACAACUUUUCAAAUUUGGCGGGAAAUUCAGACGCGAAUCCUCCUUCCAAGAGACUGAAGCAAAAUGAAGCACCAAAAACCUCUAAAUCGGAGCCCAAAAGUUCAGAAAAUAAUCCCGGCCUUCCUUCAGGGACAAGUAAUUUCGUCUCUGGCCAUAGUUCAACUUCGUCUUCUUCUGGGAAAAAAGACGGUCAAAAAUCAAAGAACAGCCAGUUUCUGCCACUAGCAGAAAGAAUGCGCCCAAAAACUUUGGCUGAAUAUGUGGGGCAGUCGAAGGUGCUUGGAGAAAACAGUCUACUGAGAACCCUGCUUGAGGCUGAGGAAAUUCCUUCUAUGAUACUUUGGGGACCUCCUGGCUGUGGAAAGGUAAUCAAAACAGGGAUAUUUUUAUUCACUGCCUGGGAGGGGGCACUGGUGGUGGACAAAUCACUGACCCCCAGUCCAUGAACUAUCUUCGUAGACUACAUUAUGGAGUACCCUAAAAUGGACUAUGCCGCUGAAGUUUAGUGAUUUGGGUCAGGAAGCGUUCCAUUUAGGGUCAUCAUACUGGUAAAAAGGACCUGAAACUUGAUUCACACAGUUUCCUUACCCUUAUCACUGAACUUGAGCAGCAUAAUCCAUUUUAGGGUAGUCCAUAUGGGUAGUCCAUGGACUAGGGGGUCAGUCUUUUGUCCUUCACCAGGGGAUCUCCCACUUAAAAGUGAUGGGGAUGCUCAUUGGAAAAUUGAAAUUAAACCCCUAAGAGAGACCAAAGUGGGUGUGGCUCAAGCUUAAACUUACCCCUAAAGGAGGUCAUUGUAAACAGACAUCUUAAUAAGAGCUAGGUAGUUUUUCAUGGUGCUAAAAAUGUUAACCUAGAAUACUUUUACCUUUAAUAGGAUUUCAAAAGCAUUGUCCUAAAUCUCCAGUUUUUUUAAAAUUGUCUUUAUGCACAGCCCUAAGCGUUAACUGAAUUGGCAAAUAUCCUGUCUCAGAUUACAGUAAAUCCUCUAUUAAGUUCCCCCUCUCAAAUAAGCCCAAUCUCUCUAAUAAGCCCCCCCCUUCUUUUCAGGGAAAGAAAGUUAAUAAGCUACUCUCCCCCUUGUUAUUCUUCACUAAUAAAUGAUAGACUGUAUUGAUCAAUCACGACUGUAGAACUUUGUGUGGACUGAACUGAUCCGGGAUGGUUUAUUCACCAACUGAAAGUUCAGAUAUAUUUUUGAUCCUUGGCUACAUGACCUCCAAGCUUUUCCACCUUGUAUUCUAGUUCUUUAUGGAGAACUGAUACCAUCGUCUUUGCUGAAUUAAAUAAGCACCCCCUCUCAAAUAAGCCCCCAUCUCUAGUAAGCACCCCCCCACCUCAAACAUCAUUGUGUUUGAGGUGUUAACAGAGGAUCUACGGUGUCUUUCUUAAGGCAAAACACUUUGGGUGGCCUUCAGACACUUGCAAUAAAAACAUAUUAACCCAUUAUUGAUCCAUUAUUGAUCUUUUGGGGGGAAACCGGCAAACUAAUAAAUUUGGGUUUUCCAUGGUGUAAAAGGAAUUCCAAACUAGAUUUCAAGGAUUCAAUGGUAAGAAGCCAAACUGAAACACACUCUGGAGAACCAUAUCACGUGACAUAAACUUGUCUGCCAAGUGAGACGCUCUGAAAAUUGCACUUGUGUCUCAAUUUUCACUCUUAUUUUGAGGCUACUGGCCCAAAUUGUUUCUGGAACAGCCUUCGGGUUAGUAGAUGUUUUCAUUCCAAGUAGCCUGAAGGGCAACCAACCUUUAUGUUUAAAUGAUAUCCAAUAAUAAAAAUUUAUAUGUUGUACCCUAUAUUCUGGAGAGACCUAUAGUUCAUGAGCCCACAACUUCCAUAUAGGCUUCCUCCUAAUUACCAUUUUGAACAUUUAAAUAAUUUAUUAAGAAUAGUGUCUAACAUCUUUAAUAUAUUAUAAAUUUAUUGGGUAUUGUAUUUUAUGUGGUUAAGGCAAAAUAAAGGAACGAAUGAAUAUGGGAAUAUUCAUUUUGGGCAUUUUUAUUUUGAGGUUUUAUUCACCUAUGCCUUUCCUUUCUCCUUUCUUGUUACAUAAUCUGUAAAAAGUAAUAGUUUAAAAGACCAAAAAGUAGAAUCUAAAGUGCAUGUAUCUUAAUUUAUUGUUUUCUAUCUUCAGACCACUUUAGCACACAUUGUAGCCAACUCAGCAAGACGUAGUAACAAAGCACGAUUUGUGCAGUUGUCAGCAACCACCAGUGGCAUUAAUGAUGUAAAAGAAGUAGUAAAAGUUGCAAAGAAUGAACAGCAGAUGUUAAAACGAAAAACAGUUUUGUUUGUUGAUGAGAUCCACCGUUUCAAUAAACUACAGCAGGUGAUCAUCAUCUUUGUUCAUGACUCUACCGGUAAAAUUGUUUUUCUCAUUUGGAUAUUUUUUGUUACAUGUUUAGGGUUCGUAAAAUCUUGAAAAGGUCUUGAAUUCAGUUAAGGUCCUUGAAAAGUACUUGAUUUCUUUAUUAGGUAUUGAAAAAUCCUUGAAAUUCACUACCUUGAAAUCUCUGUUUACUAUGCAGAAUUCUCUGGCUAAUGUUCGGUAGCCUAUGACAAUUUUUAUUCAGACGUGGGGACUCUUUCAAAAUAUUCUCCUGUAAUGUUACAACUUCCUCUUGCUACUAGAAUUCUUAAUGAAAACCCUGCAACUUAAUCAUUAACUGAAAAAAGCAAGCAGUAGCCUUGGGCAGGCAAAAUUUGAGGACCAUCUGUAGUUCAAGUUUUUUAAGCCUUUAUAAUUUUGUAUAUAAUGGAAUGGGCAUUAAUUUUGAGAACCUUGAAUCACUAGCAUUUUAUCAUUUUCAAUGCAAACUUGAUCUACACAGGAUACAUUCCUUCCACAUGUUGAAAAUGGAACAAUAACCUUAAUAGGAGCAACAACAGAGAACCCAUCAUUUCAGCUCAACAAUGCCCUGCUCAGUCGCUGUAGAGUCAUAGUCCUUGAAAAGCUUUCAACUGAACAUGUGGAGCAAAUCCUAAAACAUGCUCUUGAUAGCCUGGGAGUGUUUACUACCAAGAGGGAUUCCUUGGACACCAGCCAGGUACAUCUCUCAUCUGAGUACAGGUGAGGAGUUUGAAUUAUCUGAAAGCUUUGGUAUUGUGUUUUUCUAAAAUUGGUAAAGCCUGGUUCUCAUAUGCUGCCAACCUACCUGCGACAUGGCCGCUGGAACUUCCUGGGAUGCGGUUCUAAUAUGAAAACAGAAGUGGCCCGCAAUAUUGGUUAUCUCUGUCUUUAUUGCUGGCAUUCCUGAAAAGUUGACUUGGGUUCAACUUCGUAGGCAUGCCAGCAGAAAAAACCCUGCCCUGUGAUGGCCCUUCUUGACAGCAGCAGAGGUUCUCAUUCAUCCAAACAGUAUCCCAGGCAGUACCGGCGAAUGGAGUGAGGACAGACAAUUUAAUCAGACUCUUGUAUUUUUGCCGACUGAGAAUAGCUCCGCUAAUACUAUUGUGGGUAACAUAACUGUAAAUAAUUUUCAAAUGGAAUAAAUUUUUGUCGAAAAUGAAAUUGAAAAUGUGCAAUUGCUAAUUUGUUGUGUGAUUCUUUUGUUAGUGACUAUCAUGUUGUAGUAGAAGAAGAAGCUAUUAAAGCCUUAGCAAACCUCUGUGAUGGUGAUGCCAGGAUUGCACUAAAUGGCCUUCAGCUUGCAGUGCAGUCACAAGUGUCUGCCGUAAAACGUAAGGCACAGAACAAUACUAAUUCAUCCAACAGUAUGUCGUUAUCACUCCAUCAAAAUGGAGAAUGCUUCAAACGUGGAACUCUACCAUCAUAUGCUGCUAAUGAUACUCUCGAGUCCAGUGAAAAGAAAACUGUUUUUGUUAAUGUUUCUCACAUCAAAGAGGGUCUGCAAAGAACUCAUCUGCUUUAUGACAGAAAUGGUGAAGAACAUUACAAUAUUAUUUCUGCAAUGCACAAGUCAAUAAGAGGGGGUGAUGAAAAUGCUGCAUUGUAUUGGCUGGCAAGAAUGCUUGUUGGGGGUGAAGAUCCAUUAUAUGUUGCUCGAAGACUGGUGAGAUGUGCAAGUGAAGAUAUCGGCAAGUGUUUACUUGUUUCACUGAUAAUAGAACUAGAGGAUUAUGUUUCUUAUAGGGAGUAUCGACUGAUGUAUCAAUCGACAUCUCAGUUGACUGGUGGUCAACAUAUCGGUUGCUAAUUUUGUUGAGUCUCGGUCGAGAUUGAAGGAGACUCGAAUGGUAAUCAGCUGUUACAGUCUCUUGGUCAAUAGUUGGUUGUCACUUUGUCGAUCGAUCACUGACAUAUCACUGACAAUUGGUCAAUGUAAUGGCUGAUACCCCAGUCAACUGUUGUUUGACAUGUCAGUCAACUGUUCUUUGACAUGUCAGUCGACAUAUCGACUGUCUCUCCACUGACUCUUGUCUAACACUACUCUAACACUUGACUGAUAUGUUGACUAGCAGACAAUCAAGAUGUCAGCCGAUACAUUAGCCUGCGAAAACGUCUGUUUCUCCUCGCUCUUCGCCGCUGGGGACGUUUCACGCGGAGGAACGUCUGCGACUCAGCAACAGAAAUUCCAUACUGAUGAUGUAAAAUCUGUCCGGAAUCCGGUCAGAAGGGCUGAUUGUUCGACGGAGUAGUUACAUUGUUUUAGGUAUUGUUUGCGAAUGACAGGCAAAAGACAGAAGGCCACAAAAGUCAAAUGUAAACGCGAAGAAUCUCUAACAAAACAGUCAAUAUUUGUAGAAUAUACUCUUCUCUAGAAGAAGCACUUGAAUUUUGCUGGAGCUCGUUGGCAGAUGAACACAACACUUUACCAAAAUCGACCAGAAGACACGUAAAAUUGGACAAAUUUGUAUUUGGAACCCCAUGACUACCGGAUUUAUUAUGUAAACAUUGAUGUGCGUCAUCGGUAUGGAAUUUCUGCUGCUGAGUCGCAGACGUUCCUCCUCGCGAAAUGUCCCCAGCAGCGAAGAGCGAGGAGAAACAGAUGUUUUUGCAGGCUACCGAUACAUGAAAAUAGCCCACGAUUUGGUAACUGAUCAAUCUGGUACAGGGGAUGCCGAUUGUUGGCCAAUACACCACUGAUAUGUUCACUGAUACUCUACUGAUGCUAUUGCGACCAGCUGUUGGUUGAUCUGUUGGCAGACACUUGACUCAUACUCGACUGAGAGUAUAAUGCCACUCAGCCAAUAUAUCAACCGACAAUAAUAUUAGUGGCCGUUAUUUGGCGACCAACAGUUGAACAAGAUGUCAGUCAAUGCCCUAUAUAAGACACAUGAUACAAUUUUGAUUCCCUCAAGUACACUAGUUUUAAUACAGAGGAUUACAAAAGUUGCUUGCCAAUUGGCAUUUGGUGAUCCAUUGACCUUUAGUUGCACCCUAACAGUUUCCUAGCAUCUAAAAUCUAAUAUGCAGCUAGAAAAAUAAUGUCAAAGACUUAAAUAUUCCAUUCAGCAGUUUCUUUCUAUGCCAGCUUCAGGAAGCAGCUGAAUUUUUAAAUUAAAUUUGCAUAAAAAGCACUUAGUCAUUGACAAGUUCUUUAAACUGUUUUGUCUCCUUAUAAAAUAUUCUUCUAUAGUUUCAUGUGACCACCAGUUACACCAAUUUAUUAACUGAUUAUUUACAUCCUAGCAUGUGAAUGAUCAGAUGCACAUAUCAAUAAAUUAAAUUAGUCAGAUCAGCUUGGUGUGAAUCCAUGUUGAUAGGUUUUGGCUGUCUGUGACUAAUCCCCUUUUUGUGGUUAAACAGAAUGCUGGACAUCAUGAGAAGUUGACAAUAAGAGUGAAACCACUAGAGUCUAAUUUAUUGAUAAUAGUUGAACCGCCAUUAAGCGGCUAGUAAUCUUUAAGUCGCGAAAUAAUUGUGGAAAAGAAUGGGAACUUAAAGCUCUAUUAAGUGGCCACCUCUAUUAUAUAAGAGGCUGUGGCCACCUUUAUGGUGUCUCAGCAAGAGUUCUCCCAUUGUUGUGAGCUCUAUUAAGCAGUCAUCAAGCCCUUGAUAUUUUUAGUUUGGCUUUAUUUCAAGAAAAGUACUAUUAUUUCAAGGAAAAUACGAUCCGAGAUAGAAGGUGAUGACUGAUUACGGAGCAGUAUUAAAUGCUGCUCCUGUUGCGUGUUUGUUUCAAAUAAAGUGAUUUUGCUGCUAAAGAUUAUGCUAAUUAAAGACUAACCUUUAUGAAGCGGCCAACCUCCAUUAAUCGACCACUCACCAGCAUCCAGAGGGUGGCUGCUUAAUGGAGGUUCAACUGUAGUUGUUUUGUUUUGUGCAGGUUUGGCUGAUCCACAGGCCUUGAACCAGGCUGUGGCUGCUUACCAGGCUUGCCAUUUUAUUGGAAUGCCAGAGUGUGAUGUAAGUACUCACAAAGUUUUUCCUUGGUUGCUGCAAUCUCAAAUUAACUGUAUUUAUUUAUUCAUCUAUUUAUUUAUUUUUGCCAAAAAGAAGGAAUAUAUGACAUCUGCAGUUGGAAUACAGUACGAUUUUAGUGCAUGGCAGAUAGAUUUACCAUGAGAAAGAGAAAGAAAAAGGGGAGCAUUUUACACAAGUGAGAUAUAAGAGGAAUGGCAUAGAGGCCCCCAGAAACUUCUAGGCUCAUAGAAGAGGUCUCAUCACAUGAUGUUAAAUACAUUAUUAAUAUGUCGGACUAGUAUUGGUUAAUAUAGGUCAAUGUGUCCUGAUGAUGCAGUCUGUGUGGCUCCUAAUGGGGGAUGAAUAUAAUAAGGUGCAUUUUUAAUGAUAAUGAUAUUAACAAAAUAUAAUAAGAAGUGGUUCCCAAGCAAUCAUUUUUGUAAGCAAAGAUAAUGACAGGGUUCGUCUUGCACUUUUGAAACUUUUGAGUUUUUGGAAAAGUCUGGAAAAUAGACAUUAAGUCUGGAAAAAUGGUAAAAAGUCUGGAGUUUUUUUUUUCAAAGCUGCAACAAGUGCUUAAUAAGUGAAUUGUUUUUCUCAUUGUCAAAUCCCAUUUCAAUCUGACCCCUAGCCAAGACAUUUAAUCACACAUAACUCUCAUAUAUCCGCAUUGUACCGUGGUUAUCUGACGUUUGAAGUGCAUCUUGAAAAAAGGUUGGUUGCUACAUUUUUUUAAGGUCUCUAUUGACCACCUAUUUGGUAACCAUGAGUCUGAAUAAAUAUAUUUAGUCUAUUGUUUUGGAAAAAGUCUGGAAAAAGUCUUGAAUUUGGAUCUAAAAAUCUGUACGAACCCUGUAAUGGGUAGGGCAACCUUAAAUGUAGAAACGCUGGGAUUUGGAGGAAGAGAGUUGGUUUAGAAAUUAAUAUUUUGUGCUCUCUUCACAGGUGAUUCUUGCCCAAGCUGCUGUGUACCUUGCCAGAGCUUCCAAGUCUAUAGAAGUGUACAAUGCGUACAGUGAAGCUAAAAAGCUUGUGAAUGGCUGGGAAGGCCCUCAACCAUCAGUUCCAUUACAUAUUAGAAAUGCACCAACCAAACUCAUGAAAGGUCUAGGUUAUGGUGCUGGUUACAAGUACAAUCCUGCAUUUGAUGGACCCGUUGAUCAAACAUACCUACCUCCGGAAGUGCUCGGGGUUGAUUUCUUUGCUUGGAGUAAAAAAGAAAAAAAAUAG
Molecule: messenger RNA, 7910 nt
Organism: Porites lobata
Lineage: Eukaryota; Metazoa; Cnidaria; Anthozoa; Scleractinia; Poritidae
Source: the annotation of a GenBank genome assembly